Bipolaris victoriae FI3 is the source of this 1164-nucleotide messenger RNA. RefSeq lists its product as hypothetical. The transcript has 2 exons. The coding region runs from base 1 to 1164 and encodes 387 amino acids. NCBI's taxonomy places the organism in Eukaryota, Fungi, Ascomycota, Dothideomycetes, Pleosporales, Pleosporaceae. The record is from RefSeq and is a predicted model, not a curated record.
AUGCCUAAACGAGCUGCCGAAUCUCAGCUUUCGGAUAGAAACCCUUCCAAGAAGCAAAAUACUGGGGAUGUAGACGAUCCUGCUUCGCCAAAACUCCAAAAUAGAGCGGCGGACGAUGAAGACCUUGACGAUACAUCUGCAAAGAACAAGACUGACCCAGAAUCCAAGACUUCUAACAGCAAGUCGAAAAAGACAAAGAAACCUCCAGUUGGCGAUGGCUUCGCAACUUUCACCCAUAAUACUGUAAUUCCUCCAACCAACUUUUUUUGGGGCAUCAAGCCCAUGCCCGGCGACCCACGUCCCGACCCCAUCCAGCCCUCAGCCCGAGAAAGCAACGGGCAAGUCAACCCACCCUUAUGGGAAGACCGAGGCUACCGCUACAAACGUGGCUCUCGCUACGUCAAGUACUUUGGCCCCAUCCCUCCAUCCAACAUCGACUCCCUAAACGAAUCCCUCGACCAAGAAGCCCUCCACACUGUGAAACUGAUCGACAUGCGUCCCAAGAGCAAAAAAGACCCAACCCCAAAACGCAAACCAACGAUAUACUGCUACGGGAAAACACCAAAAGACUGGAACAAGAUGCAAACCAUCAAGGCCCUAAACGACCGCCGCUACCAAGCCAUCGACCGCACGACAAUGGAUAGGCCCUGGCAGCGCAUGGAGCGCGAAUACCUAGCCUCUCUCUUGCAAGAAACGCCCAACGCCUCAAUCUGGGAGCUGACUGAGCGCCACAACGCGCGCUUCAUGAACCAGGACUUUACCGAAGCCACGGGAUUCAGUUUUGCGAGCCUGUCUGCCGGGCGGACGGUCGAGAGCGUACGUUACGAAUACACGACAUACAAGCCACUCUACGAUGCAGGUAAGGUACCCGAAGCAAUCCGGUGGCGCGGCGAUCCAUCCGUACAAAGCAAAGCAGUGAAGGAGAGUGGGCGAGCUGAACGGACGUUCGGGAAGCCAAGCCAGGCACUGGAAAUGGCACACGAUGCUGCCAUCGGGGGUAGUAGCGAAGACGAAGACGAAGACGAAGCAAAUGCAACUUCACCACACGAAAGGGGUACGUCAUCAAACCCGCUUCCCGACCAGGAAGACAUCGACGAAGACGAAGAAAUGCUACUCGAGCUAGCAGAUGCGCAUACGGCACCGACAUAUCUCUCGAGCAGAUAA